This is a messenger RNA of Alternaria alternata, 540 nucleotides long. RefSeq names its product HET-domain-containing protein. NCBI's taxonomy places the organism in Eukaryota, Fungi, Ascomycota, Dothideomycetes, Pleosporales, Pleosporaceae. The transcript has a single exon. The record is from RefSeq and is a predicted model, not a curated record. The annotation marks the transcript as partial.
AUGGCACAGCACGUUCCACGUCAAUCAAAGGACAACUUAGUCCAAAUUCGAAGAUGGCUUGAUACCUGCCGUUCAAAGCACGAUCGGUGUAACAAUUGGUGUUCAAGACUUGGAACGAAAGGUCGGCGACCGACAAGGGUUCUCGAGCUCAGCGACAAUGCCGUCAGAUUGCGGUGCAACCUGCAAGCCAUCGAUAGUUUUGAAUACCUGGCUCUUAGUCAUAUGUGGGGUACCAAUCCUUCACAACAGCUUCGACUGACGGCUUCAACGUUGCAGGAGUUUGAGAAGAUCAUACCACUAGAAUUAUUGCCAAGUAUCUUCGCCGAAGCCAUCCAAAUCACCCGUCAUCUCGGCUUUAGGUACUUGUGGAUUGAUUCGCUUUGCAUCAUACAAGACUCCAAACAUGAUUGGACAGCGGAGGCGAAUUUGAUGUCUGCAGUAUACAACAACGCUGUUUGUACGAUUGCAGUCCUGUUCCCACCUCAAGUCGCCUUCAGCUCUACUCAAUUUCGGGAUGAUCCCCGACAUUUAACACCUUGC